GAGAGAGAGGAGAAAGGGAGGGAGAGAAAGGGAGGGAGAGAGAGAAGAGGAAGACCGUGAGCGCGCGCAAGCUAGCUAGCAAAGCCGAGAGACAGACAGAGAGACCAGGAGAGAGACACAGAGAAAGAAGAAGCCGAGCUCUGGUAGGGCUCAGCCUCCAACUUGUUUCACUUCAUUCAUCCUUUUCUCCUCUCUGCUUCGGGGAAGUGACUGUGGUUCUCGUCUCUCCUGAAGUUCCUGCCUAGGAAGAUGAUAAUCCCACAAAUGUGGCACUUGUACAUGACCAGAGUUGCACUUCUUUUCCUGAUUAAUAUUCUGCCUGGAACCACUGGCCAAGGGGAAUCAAGACGACAAGAACCAGGGGACUUUGUGAAGCAAGACAUUGGCGGACUCUCUCCCAAGCAUGCUCCAGAUAUUCCUGAUGACAGCACUGAUAACAUCACCAUCUUCACCAGAAUCUUGGAUCGCCUUCUUGAUGGCUAUGACAACCGGCUGCGACCUGGGCUUGGAGAUGCCGUAACUGAAGUGAAGACAGACAUCUAUGUGACCAGCUUUGGCCCUGUGUCUGACACUGACAUGGAGUAUACUAUUGAUGUAUUUUUUAGACAGACAUGGCACGAUGAAAGACUGAAAUUUGAUGGACCCAUGAAGAUCCUUCCAUUGAACAAUCUUCUGGCUAGCAAGAUCUGGACCCCUGAUACCUUCUUCCACAAUGGCAAGAAAUCAGUGGCUCACAAUAUGACCACACCCAACAAACUGCUCAGACUGGUAGACAAUGGGACCCUUCUCUAUACAAUGAGAUUAACAAUCCAUGCCGAGUGUCCUAUGCAUUUAGAAGACUUUCCCAUGGAUGUGCAUGCCUGCCCACUGAAAUUUGGAAGCUAUGCCUAUACCAAAGCUGAAGUGAUUUAUUCUUGGACUCUCGGGAAGAACAAAUCUGUGGAAGUGGCACAGGAUGGCUCUCGCCUGAAUCAAUAUGACCUGCUUGGCCAUGUUGUUGGGACAGAGAUAAUCCGGUCUAGUACAGGAGAAUAUGUCGUGAUGACAACCCACUUUCAUCUGAAGAGAAAAAUUGGCUACUUUGUGAUUCAGACUUACUUGCCAUGUAUCAUGACUGUCAUUCUGUCACAAGUGUCUUUCUGGCUUAACAGAGAAUCUGUGCCUGCACGCACGGUCUUUGGUGUCACCACAGUUCUCACCAUGACCACUUUGAGUAUCAGUGCCAGAAACUCCUUACCUAAAGUGGCAUACGCGACGGCCAUGGACUGGUUCAUAGCCGUCUGUUAUGCCUUUGUAUUUUCUGCACUGAUUGAAUUUGCCACUGUUAACUACUUCACCAAGCGGAGUUGGGCUUGGGAAGGCAAGAAGGUGCCCGAGGCCCUGGAGAUGAAGAAGAAAACACCAGCAGCCCCAACAAAGAAAACAAGCACCACCUUCAACAUCGUGGGAACUACCUAUCCUAUCAACCUGGCCAAGGACACUGAGUUCUCCACCAUCUCGAAGGGCGCUGCUCCCAGUGCCUCUUCAACUCCGACCAUCAUUGCUUCACCCAAGGCUACCUAUGUGCAGGACAGUCCUGCUGAGACCAAGACCUAUAACAGUGUCAGCAAGGUUGACAAAAUUUCCCGCAUCAUCUUUCCUGUCCUCUUUGCCAUAUUCAAUCUGGUCUAUUGGGCCACAUAUGUGAACCGAGAAUCGGCUAUCAAGGGCAUGAUCCGCAAACAGUAGAUAGUAGCGAUGGUACAGCAACCAGAGCACUGUAUACCCCAUGAUGCAUCCAAGCACCCAAACCCCAGGGCUUCCCUUCAUGUGUUUCAGAAUUCUUAUUUUUAACCCUAUUCCCAGUUGUGACUCUCAGUUCAUAUUUCUGGACCCUAAUGAAAAUGUAACAACAGAAAAAUUACUUGCCCCUUGACCAUUGCUUAGUAUAUCCCAGUCAGAGCCAAACACUGCCAUUUGUGCAGUUGCUCAUCUUAGUCUGCCAGUCGUCCCCCGCUGAAGGCAUUGCAUGUGUUAAUUGCACUCUGCCUACUGCAGAAAGAACUGGAUACUUCUCUUCCUAUAGUGGAAGCCUUGGCUAUGUGCAGUUCUGGUUGGAGAAAUCCAGGAUCAUUAUUGACUGGGCCACACUGAAUGAAUCUGACUCACUAUGGAGUCAGGAUAGGCUAUCCCAUAUGAUCCUAUCUGCUGUCUCCCACACCCACAGCAGGGUCUACUAUGUAUACAAACUGGUAGAAAAGGCAGAAGCCAGUGCAAACUUCUGAAAUGACCUCUAAACUCUUUCCUUGGAGGUUAGUGGGGACAAUUGAGGCUCAAUUCUGUCAAUCAUGUAGGAUCAAAACAAAUAGAACUAGCCGGGUCAUCCUUGUAUCAUGACAGCUGGCACUCUCCUAGUUCCAGGCCCUCAGGAAUGUAGCAUCUCAAUACAUCUGUCCUUCAGAAAACUCCUCUUCAGUUAAAAUCUUUAAGCCCCUUAUUGCCAUCUGGGCACUGCUUAGUUGGAAUUCAUUGCUGCCUGCAAAUUCUUCUGGAAAAAAAUAGAUCAGAUAAUGUUUAGUUAAAUUAAAAAGGUGCAAAGAGACACAAGAUGAUCUAAGUCAAAUGCCUACACAGAUCUUUCUCAAAGAUUGGAAAAAAAAAACAACCUCACCUUUGUGCCAAGGCAACUAGACAAGCAGCCCGAGAUCAGUUAAGAGCUGAAAUCGGCCAGGCUGAUCUCAGUUCCAGGCCAGCUGGGGCUACUGGGAAACCCUGCCUCAAAAAAGACAAAACAAAACAAAACAAAACAAACAAAAGCAACAAAAAAAACAGAGCUGAAAUCUCUGGCUGGCAAAAGUCAAACCUUUCCUUCUGUAUUGUCCAUACUGUACCCCUUUCUCCAGGCCCAGGCACUUUGCUCCCACCAUGUAAAGGACCUUUUAUCCACUGUGGAUGCCAGUUCUUAGGAGAGGUGAAUUACAGAUUCAUACAAAUAUCUCUACUCAUUUUUGAAUCAGUUAAAUCAUUAACUUCAUGACCAAUUUUAUGAUGUAUUAUUUAGAGGCCAUUUGAUCUUGUUUGUCUUUAAAUGUGAGUAAAAGGAACAGGAACAAACACCCAAUUUUUAUAAGGCACAUAGGCUGAGAUCCAAAAGUUUGAAUAAUUUGUCUCGGCUUCUUAGAAGUGUCUUUACUAAAGAGCUAUCCUGUACCCCUUUCCAAAGGUUGUAAUGAAGAAAAGACCAAGAUGUCACAGUCACUUUAACCUUACAGUCAGCACAAUCUCAGAAGGCCUGUGUCAUGAAGACAGUUUGAACACUAAAAAGUCUUUAGAGAGUUAACAACGUUAACAUUGGAUCUGAAUAACUCAACUAGUGCAGAGCAUCUUACAAGUCCAAGGUAAAAGCACAGAUAGCACUACAAGUGGAAUCUCCCUGCCCAGCCACUGAGCGAAGCUCCCAAGGGGUGUGUCAUUAGCUGCUGGUUGCCUUUUCACCCAUCUUUUCCUCUCCCAUGCUUCCUUGCCAUUGCUGGGAUAAUGCAUGCCAGUCCCAUUAUUCCUAAGACUGUGUCUGUAGGUAAAUUAAUGACUAGAAGAUUGUCGUCUUGUGGAUUAUGUGGGGAUGGGGGUGGGGUGGGUGGGGCUGUUAAUGACCGUCUUAAGGGAUUAUAGAAUGGAAGCCUGACCUUUGCCUCUCUGUAGAAAUUGUGUUUUCAAAUGCUUUGGUGCAAUGUUUAGUGGCUGUUUAUUAAACCCUUUCUGAAUUGUA
Messenger RNA from Nannospalax galili (Upper Galilee mountains blind mole rat), 3748 nucleotides. RefSeq names its product gamma-aminobutyric acid type A receptor alpha3 subunit (gene Gabra3). Gene Ontology annotation, cellular component: dendrite membrane; synapse; postsynapse. Gene Ontology annotation, molecular function: GABA-gated chloride ion channel activity; GABA-A receptor activity; inhibitory extracellular ligand-gated monoatomic ion channel activity. The record is from RefSeq and is a predicted model, not a curated record. The transcript is spliced from 10 exons. Bases 250 to 1728 code for a protein of 492 amino acids. Lineage: Eukaryota; Metazoa; Chordata; Mammalia; Rodentia; Spalacidae. Gene Ontology annotation, biological process: gamma-aminobutyric acid signaling pathway; synaptic transmission, GABAergic; signal transduction.